UUCAGUUCAAUAUUGGUUGUUGGUUGAAGUGUCAGAAAUUCUAGCGUUUUACGUCAAAAUUUUAAAUUUGUUUCUUUAUCUUUGCGAUUUUUUAAGUUUUAUCAAUGCCUAAAGCAAAGGAGAGGCUUCGCAGCCUGUUUCGUAGGAACAAAAGGCGCAAUCGUCCUACCACAUAUCCCAAGGGUGAGGAUACAAAAGAAGAGCAAGAGCCAGCUAGUCAGGAAGAGCCUCCAGAAGCCAGUAAGAAGGAUGAAAUGGAGAUUAUGCCGAAUCCUCCGGGGGAGGGCGAAAUGCCCUCCUACUUCCACGUCGGCGCCUUGGCAAAGGAGCUUCUGAUCACCGGUUUCAAAAUCGGAGCCUGGAAAAUGGAGUGCACCACGAGGACGGACACGGACUUAUACCUGAGCACCUUCGGCGAGGGAUAUCCCACCAUGGAUUCCGUCUUUGGGGGAAUGGAGGUGUUCAAGGAAAUUGACAAAUACCACACAUCCCUUGGUUGGUUCACCAACAAUGAAGUUUUAUCGGAAAUCGGAGUGCAUGGAACGAACUUUGAAAGUCGGUGGUACGGGCUUCUUAAGUCGACAAUUGGCACGAAAGACGGAGUAACUUUUAAAACCAAGCUGAAGUGUGGCUUUGAGCGCAACCCUGUGAAAGUGGAACUGGUGUUGCCCCUGUACAAGGAACCCCUUUUAUUGGGCUACGUCGUUGUUACGCCAGUCGACCAUUGGCUGCUGGGAUAUCGGGCAGCUUACAACCUGGAUGAUAAAGGAUUCGAUAAGCACGCCCUUUGCCUGGGCUAUAACAAUGACAGGACCGAAGUGGGCCUGAAACUCGAGAAUUUCCAGGACCUGCGAGGCUCGAUCUUUCAGCGGAUUGGCGAAAGCUGGGCCUUUGCUUUAAAGUCGAACCUCUAUAGUUCCGAAAAUGUCAAACAGUUUGCGUUUGGCAUUCAGUACGACUUCCAUAAUGGAACGUUAUUAAAGGCCAAGGUGCGCGAGGACUCAAGAACAGGGUUUGUCUAUCAAACCAAAAUCGGCGAAAACAUUGAUGUCAUGUAUCACCUGGCUUUUGAUGGCGUAGAUCCUGUUGGUGGAGCUCAUAGGAUAGGUGUUUCCUGGGACUUUCACUGCUAGAACAAACUACUAAAAGGCUUAUACCGAACCCUGACUUUGUUAGUCCACCUAACUAUCUAUAAUGAAGGAUAUUAGUAUACAUAUUUACAUUUAAA
Molecule: messenger RNA, 1228 nt
Organism: Drosophila biarmipes
Lineage: Eukaryota; Metazoa; Arthropoda; Insecta; Diptera; Drosophilidae
Product: voltage-dependent anion-selective channel
Exons: 3
Coding region: 105-1133 (342 amino acids)
Biological process (GO): monoatomic anion transmembrane transport
Cellular component (GO): mitochondrial outer membrane
Molecular function (GO): voltage-gated monoatomic anion channel activity
Source: RefSeq, a predicted model, not a curated record